ACGCAUAUAUAAAGGCGGUUACAGCAAGUUUCGUCCAGCGUCUAUCUCCCAUUUGAACUAUCUUAUUCACCUUGCUUACCGUUUGACCCACUUAACCCCAAUGGGCAUAGAUGACUGCAUUACUACCCAUCAUGACUGAAACCACUGUUGGCCAUCUGUCGACCAAAAAGAUAGAUCGAUUUGCUAUUCAAUCUUCGCAGGCCAGAAAUCGAUUCAAAGUUGACGAGACUGAACAGCGAGAGAACGAGUACGCGUACGAUGAGAUGGCCGAACUUUCAGACUCACCAUCAUCAGUACACACCUCUUCUCGCCCUGUAACUCCAUCCCACCCACCCCCCUUCCCUCUUCAUAUCUCAACCCAGGAUACUCCCGAAACUGAAAUAUUCAAGCUCGCCGACAAAGCCGAGAAAAUCCUGGGUCUAACACCCGGUACGCUUGCUUAUGCUCGAGCUUGCCUCGAAAACGCUCGCGAUAAAGUUCGCUGUAUGGCUUUGUUGCCAUCUCCGGAACCUUUAUCCAUCAUCUCGAAGGAUGGCAAGCUAUCACAUCUUGAUAUGGGUCGAGGAGGUAUCAAGGAGAAGAUGCAAACGAGAGCAAGAAAGGCGGUAAGUAUCACUGGAUUGAGACUGCUGGAUCACCAGAGGAUCGCAAGUGUCGUGCUGGGUGCAGGAGGCAAUGAAGAGGAACAACAACGGCUGAAAAGAAGAAGAGCUGCUGAUAGUGUCCUGUACUGGCAAGAAGAAGUUGCACGACUGGAAGAUUUGGAUAAGAGAGCUCGGGAGUAAAAAAAAAGCGCGGAGUUAAUAAAUUUGUCAAGCAUCACAAGCCGAUAGCCAUCUGUUAGUUAGCACCUAUUCCCUAUGAUUAGCACUUCAAAAUACGAUCGUGAUAUUCUUUCUGCCUUCCUUCUCUUUGAAUGUUUAUCUUCCCAACGAGAUCUUGCGAUAACCUCAAAGGAUCCCAUAAUAACAUGAUAUGCAUCUCUAUUCUUCUUGUAGUCCGUAUCAGCGUUGUGACUUGCAACUCGCAUUUCUACCGCUGACUUACUUGGUACACUUCUAUGCAGGUGGGUAGUGUCCUGCCCA
This is a messenger RNA of Cryptococcus deneoformans JEC21, 1085 nucleotides long. RefSeq lists its product as hypothetical. The record is from RefSeq and is a predicted model, not a curated record. Bases 111 to 785 code for a protein of 224 amino acids. NCBI's taxonomy places the organism in Eukaryota, Fungi, Basidiomycota, Tremellomycetes, Tremellales, Cryptococcaceae. The transcript has 2 exons.